AUGGAUGGUUUGCAAGGAUCCAGUACGAACGUUAACCGGAAACGGAGGAGCAAUUUCCUGACGCUGGUGGAGAAGGUUCGCAUAAUUGAAGAUUUUGAAGCAGGAUGUGGUACGCAUGACUUUCUUGGGAAGAAGUACGGCGUAGGAUCUUCUACGGUCACGAGAAUAAUCCAAAAGAAAGAAGCAAUUCGUGAGGCGGUGGACAAGUUCAAGGAAUAUGGUGUAAAUAAUCGAAAAACAUUGAAAGAGCAGACGUUCCCUUUGCUGGAAGAAGCUCUUUACAUCUGGAUUUUACAGCAGCGGCAGUCCAACAUUUUGUUGACAGUGGAUAUUCUUAAAGCAAAGUCGGAGCUGCUGUUUAAGAUGUUCCAGGACCGGGGGCUCUAUGCGGUGCACGGUUUUUCUGCUUCGGAUGGCUGGAUGCAUCGUUUUAAGCAGCGGUUUGGAUUGCGCGUGAAAGCCGUAACAGGAGAAAAGGCAUCGGUAAACGUUGAAGCGUACCUAAAUUUCAAGAAGGUUCUACAGAAGAAGAUUCAGGAAAUGCAGCUAUCACUAUCCCAAGUCUUUAAUGCAGAUGAAUCUGCCUUGUUCAUCAAGCUCCUAGCCACACGCUCUGUCGUUACCUGUGAUGAGACCGUGGCAAGCGGACGGAAGCAAAACAAGACAAGGUAUACGUUUAUGCCUUGCUCCAACAUAGAUGGUUCCCUAAAGCUUCCGUUGUAUUUCAUUUGCACUGCUGCAAAACCACGAGGAAUCAAUAUCAAAGAACUUCCCGUUUCAUAUAAUCAUUCCAAAAAGGCUUGGAUGACCAGACUGUUGUUCCGUCAAUGGUUCCACGAAGAGUUUGUCCCCGCUGUUCGAAAAUUUUCGGCCGAGAGAGGAUUGGAGCCAAAGGCAUUGCUGGUUCUUGAUAAUUGCACCAGUCAUUAUGACGUUGACGAAUCUCUACAGAGUGACGAUGGACUAAUUCAAGUGAUCUACCUCCCACCAAAUGUAACUGCUGAAUGCCAGCCGAUGGACCAAUCGGUCAUCAAUGCAAUCAAGCGAAAGUAUAAAAGAAAACUGAUGCUCGCAUUAAUUCUGGAAAACGAACACUUAAGUUUCGAAGAACGAUUGAAGAAGAUUAAUCUUCAACAGUGUAUUUCGUGGUUGGCAACCUCUUGGGAGGAGAUAUCUGACAAAACUAUACGUAAUUCGUGGAAGAAAUUGAUCGAUGGUUUGCCGGAGGAUGCUGUUAAUGUAGACUCGAAAGCGGCCGAUGAUGACUUCAAAGCGCUUGUGUCCAGGAUUGACAGUUUGGCAGGAACAAAAACAUCUGAGCAAGAUAUUGAUCUGUGGAUCAAAGAUCAGGUGUAUGAUGGUGAUCAUAAUCCAGAUUGGGUAACCAGUGAAGUGUUCUCUGAUGACGAGAUUUUGUCAUCAGUUCUCAAGAAAGAUCAACCUGAAAUGCAAGAAGAAUGGUUGGUAGACACAGAAGAUGGAACGACUGAUGCGUGGGCCACUGUAACUCCAGAAACGAUUGCUAACUGUUGGCGCAAUCUCUUAAGUCAAGAUCAAAACUAUAACUCCUUCAAGGAUUUCACAAUUUCUUCACCAACAAGUGACCCCCGCGUGUUGCUUUCUAAAGUAGUGCAACUCGUUGAUCCAAACUACGAACUGACCGAAGAAGAAGUUCAAGAGUGGCUAAGCAACUCAGACAACAUAGAUGUAGCGCAAAUAUAUACCGACGAGCAAUUGGCCAAGCCUCUGGUGGUGACUUUUUCGAGGCCGACCAUGAAGAGCAAGAUUGCGAUGCUAACGAAAGUGCUGAGGGUGAUCUUAGUACUUCGGUUAUAUGUACUCUUGGAGCAGUCAAUCCGAAAAACGCAAUUAUUAUAA
Molecule: messenger RNA, 1878 nt
Organism: Toxorhynchites rutilus septentrionalis
Lineage: Eukaryota; Metazoa; Arthropoda; Insecta; Diptera; Culicidae
Product: tigger transposable element-derived protein 2-like
Exons: 3
Coding region: 1-1878 (625 amino acids)
Cellular component (GO): nucleus
Molecular function (GO): DNA binding
Source: RefSeq, a predicted model, not a curated record